AUGAAGAGGGUGCACGCCACAAGAGCAUGCGAUCCAUGCAUUCGGCGCAAGAUUCGCUGCAUCUCGGAAAACGCAGGCGAGAUCUGCAAGAACUGCGAGCGGCUAAAGAAGACGUGUACUUGGACGAAAGAGCGACGACCUCGAGGACCCAGUCGUCGCUCGGACGUCAACCACGAUGGAUCCCAGUCCAACAGCAGCCCCGAGGCCGCGCGUCAUGAACUCGAGCGGGCCAACGGUCACCAUGUGCCCGCUGGUGCACCCAUGCCGGGCGAUGUGACGCGCGAGCCACUUGGGGCCGCAGCUGGCAUUGGACUGCAGCCCCAGCCGUCCUUGUCGUCCACGACCACCACGCCGUUUGACCGUAUCAGUGCCAGCGCAAUGAGUCUCCCGCCGCCCGCGGUAGAGCCGCUCCAGCCAGGGCUUGGCGACCCCCCGAUCGACUUGCUCAAUGUGGACAGUAUGUGGCCGGAACUUGCUUCCGGCCAAGCUGUCACUUCCUACAUGGAAGCCUCGGACUGGAUGUUUGUGCAAGCGCUUGGGCCCAACUUUCGCUAUUCAAACGGCUUUGGCCUCAGCGAUGACGCUAUGCUUGCGGGCCAAGCUCCCCAAACCGUCUCAUCGGUGGAUUCGACCGCCUUUCCCGUCGAUGACGUUGCACUCCUCGGUUACAUUGAAUCCUACUUUGGUGCAAACCAUUGCAUCCUCCCUAUCGUCGAGCGGCACGAUGUGCUCUCACGCCUGGCCAAGAAUGAGCACUACACGGACCAGCGCUUCAUGGCCCUUGUAUACUCGAUGGUGGUCGUUAGCGAGAUGAUCGAGGACGUUGCGUGGCCCCCCAACCGACGGGUGCGGGCAAACGUCGUGCGCGACUACAUCGCCAUUGCUCAGCAGAACUUUAUCCAUCCAGCUGCUAGUGGCGACUUUAGGAUCGAGGACAUUGCCACCUGUCUCAACCUGAAUUUUGUUUGGGUCGGCAUGGCUGACAAGCCCUCGGCUUGGUUCUGGCUCCAGCAAGCCCUAUCGAUUGCCCAGGCGCUCAUGAUCGAUGACUGGGACCCGGACCUUACCCAUCCCGAGUCGCUACAACGCCUCAAAUCUUACUAUGUUCUCCCUCCCGCCAGACGCGCUCGACGACUUUCCUCUCCUCCACAUGAAGCUGUUCAGCAUCAUCACCCCGGAGAUUGUUGCCUGUUGGCGUGGUCGCUGCGCAAACAAGAGGAGACUGUGUACGCGCUGGUCGGCAGAGUCGGCCCCAUGGCACUCCCCAAGACGGCCGAGUAUGUCAAGCUCACCAUUACCGCGGUGUGGAUUCAGGACCGCCUUUGGAACCUUCACCGCACCCACGGUCUCGUCAAGCACGACCACCACUACCCGGAACUCUCGCUCGACCUCGUGAUCGUCAACCUUAUCCGCUGCAGCGACUACUGCGCCACCGUCGCCAACAAGGAAAACUUUACGGCGUUUGACCUUUGCAUCAAGAUUGCCGACCUCGUCAUGACGGCCAUUACGAUCAUGGGCAGCAAAGAGCCGUGGAUCCAAGGCAGCGACCGCGAGAUGCUCAGCAUUACGUUCCGGCCUCUUAUCGAUCGGUUCAUUGGCCUGUUGAUGUCGAUCAAGCACGAGGACCUCGCCAUGGAGCUGGUGCGCUCUCUGCAGGCCGUGCAGGCGGAGAUGUGA
Apiotrichum porosum is the source of this 1677-nucleotide messenger RNA. RefSeq lists its product as uncharacterized. The record is from RefSeq and is a predicted model, not a curated record. Gene Ontology annotation, molecular function: DNA-binding transcription factor activity, RNA polymerase II-specific; zinc ion binding; DNA binding. The coding region runs from base 1 to 1677 and encodes 558 amino acids. NCBI's taxonomy places the organism in Eukaryota, Fungi, Basidiomycota, Tremellomycetes, Trichosporonales, Trichosporonaceae. Gene Ontology annotation, biological process: DNA-templated transcription; regulation of DNA-templated transcription. The transcript has 7 exons.